UGUUCCGGAACCACAGGAAACCAAAGUACUGCCUCUGAAGACAGAAUGGCCAGCAGCACGUUGAAGAGGCGUUUAAGAGAGGCUGUUCAAGUGCUGGGCGGUGGCACUUGUCUGUUUUUCACCUACUGCACUGCUAUUGGGGAUGAGAAGUUUUAUGCCAAACAUCUGAUGCCUACUCUGCGGAAAUUUGUGGAUCCAGAAACCGCACAUACUCUUGCCAUCCGGUUUAUUUCCUGGGGAUUAAUCCCGUGGGCAAAAUGCAGGGAUUCCCCUGCUCUGGAGGUAAAUGUAUUUGGCCAAAAGUUCAAAAACCCUGUGGGAAUUGCAGCAGGGUUCGACAAACAUGGGGAGGCAGUGGAUGGCCUUUACAAGAUGGGGUUCGGAUUUGUCGAGGUAGGAAGUAUCACGCCACAGCCCCAGGAAGGAAACCCCAGACCCAGGGUCUUCAGACUGGAGCCUGACCAGGCUGUCAUCAACAGGUAUGGUUUUAAUAGUCAUGGUUAUGUUGCUGUAAAGCAGAGGCUUCAAGCUCGUUUGGAAGCGCAGGAACAAUUUACGAAAGCGGGGAGACCUUUGGGUAUAAACCUUGGCAAGAACAAGCUGUCUCGGGAUGCUGCAGCCGAUUAUGUGGAAGGAGUCCGGCAGCUGGGUCCACUAGCUGACUAUCUGGUUGUGAAUCUGUCUAGUCCCAACACCCCAGGUUUAAGAGCACUUCAGAGCAAGGAGGAGCUGCGGAACCUGUUGGAAAAGGUGUUGAAGGAAAGAGACGCUCUGAAAGUCAACCGGAAGCCAGCUGUACUUUUAAAAAUUGCUCCAGAUCUGACAGCUCAAGAUAAAAAAGACAUUGCUCGUGUUGUAAUAGAGCUGGGAGUUGAUGGUCUAAUCGUGACAAAUACUACAGUCAGCAGGCCACAAUCCCUUCAAGACCCACUACAGAUUCAGCUUGGGGGCUUGAGUGGAGCACCACUGAAGGAAAUGUCAACACAGACUGUGAAUGAGAUGUAUUCACUAACCAAAGGAAGAGUUCCUAUUAUUGGGGUGGGUGGAAUCAGUAAUGGAGCUGAUGCCCUUGAGAAGAUCCGAGCAGGAGCCACUUUGAUCCAGUUGUACACAGUCUUCAUAUAUCAAGGACCCCCUGUGGUAAACAAAAUCAAACACGAACUAGAGCAGCUGUUAAAGGAACAAGGAUUUUCCAGUAUUGCUGAAGCAGUGGGUGCAGAUCACAGGCCUCAAGAGAUACAGCUACCAGCACUUGCAAUGGACAAUGUUCGAGUUGGACCUGUUGCUGCUAUCAAGGCAGCUACUGCAUAAGUCACAUGUUGACAAAAGAGAGCGACAGGGUGAUUAGAAUAUGAACCCAGGUGAUAACUGACACCUACUGGUGUUCAAACUGAUGACCAAGCAGAAUGAGGAGACCUCAUGGCUUCACAGCAACAUAUCCUGGAUAAGCUCUUGGGGAUUGCUAAGGAUUGAAGUUUUGUGCUAAUUAAUGCCAUGAAAUCAGUUUAUAGCUUGUUAAGUUUGACUGUCAGUCCAAGGAGUUAUAAAAUGUAGAAGUGGGUUUCUUGUGAACACGAAUUUUCAAAAAUAGACUGACUACAUAAAUAAUGUUCUCCUCACCCACCAAAGCAAGAUGGUAAAGAUAUUUGUGUUCCAUGUACUAUAGUUGGAUCAAUAAAUCAAUCUGUGGAUGUCAUAAAUAACAUGUCACAGUUACAUCAGCAACACAAAUAGAGAUGGGGGAAGCUGAUGGUUGAUGUAGUUCCUACUUCAGUCUAACUUUGUGAUUCUCCCCUAUUAGAGCAUUCAGAACUUACCCAUUACUUUAUCUGCAAGACCCCCCUGCCAUUCCAAGAAUUAAUUGCUUUAUAAUCACACCUCAAUUUGUUCCUUUGUCCUGAGGUUGUACUUUUGAAAUAUUUCUCAGCUAGUAUGCAGGUACAGUAAGUGAUUAGAAAGGCAAAUGACUGUUGGCAUUUAUUGCAAGAGGAAUGGAAUAUAAAAGUGGGAAGUUUUAUUGCAGUUGUACAGAGCCUUGGUGAGACCACAUCUCGAGUACUGUGUACAGUUUUGGUCUCCUUAUUUGAAAAUAUAUAAUUGUUUUAGAAACUGUUCACAGAAGGUUCACUCAACUCAUUCCUAGGAUGAGGGGCUUAUCUUAUGAAGAAGGGAUGAACAGGUUUGGCCUAUACCCAUUGAUGUUUAGAAGAAUGAAAGGUGAUCUGAUUGAAGCAUAUUAGAUUCUGAGGGGACUGAAGAGGAUGGAUACCCGGAGGGUGUUUCCUCUUAUGGGGGAGACUAGAACUCAGGGUCUCCCUUUUAAGAGAGAUGAAGGGAAUUUUUUCUCUGUGGGUCAUUAGUCUGUGGAAUUAUCUUCUCCAGAAAGUAGUGGAGGCUUUAAAUUUAUUUAAGGCUGAGUUAGGUAAAUUUUUGUUCGAUAGGGGAGUCAAGGGUUAUGGGGGCAGACAGCAAAUUGGAGCUGACUACAACCAGAUCAGCCAUGAUCUAAUUGAAUGGCGGAGUAGGCUCGAAGGGCCAAAUGGCCUAAUCCUUCUAAGUCCUAUGUAUAUUCCCAGUGGGGUCAUUGCUCUGAGGUACUGGCAAACACAGCCUGAAGUUUAUGCCAAGAUCAUGUCCUGUAGAAGUUAUGGCCAGAAUCUCAAAUAGGGAAUCCUUUCUCACCCCUUUUCAAAGCUAAAGUGUUCUAUCCUUUCCUAGUAACUCAGUCCUCUGACAGGAAUGACUUCAAGGCAUCUCCUUGCACUAUCUCCUGGAGUUACGUUCUGGCCUUGUGUCUCGCUGUCCAGACUGGCUCGUACACAAACUCUGGCCUGAUCAGAGUACGAUACAGUUUCAACAUGACUGCCCAAACAUGCACUCUACUGACUGAGUAAAUUAAAAAUUUAAAAUUCCACCUCAUCCACUUUUGAUGCUUGUUAUAUGACAAUUAUUAAUAGAACUGAUGAGCAUAAGAAGCAUAGCAUACAUAUGGUAAUAGGUCAUAUUUUAUGCAUAUACUGUAUAUUGCAUUACUGCUACUCCUCAGCACUGAUUUCCCCACUGUGGUACUGUCCAGCUUGACUUUCAUAGGAACUUCCCAUGCUGAUUAUUCAAUGGUCUCACUUUCCAAGUGGUACUGACAUUCAGCUCAAGCAAUGGUGGCUCCUAGGAGUUGUUUUACUGGAAGAUGCACACCAAAUUGCAUUGUGGGUUGGACUUGUCAUUUGGGAGGCCUCUUAAUGUGAUGGUACAGCUGGCUAAAUGGGAUUUUGACAUUUAGGGACAUGGAAGUAGGUACUUGGAGUUCAGAGUUAUACCCACUGGGAUCACACUCCUGCUUACAGAGGAGGAGAGGGAAAUACUCAGAACAGAUUUCAUCGCCAUUUUCUAGUGCUGGUAAAUUUAUUGAAAUCUUUUUCAUAGCAUGAUUUUGGGAUUCAGAUUUGCAACCUUUGGGUUGCUUGUCCAAUACAACCAGUUAGUGUACCUAUUCAAAUAGACAUGGCUGUGCUAAAAUACAAUCGAAUCUGCAUGGUAUUUUCCCUUUACCAGGUUCUAAGUGUGGUUUUUCAUAAAGAUCUGCACUUAACUCCUCAUGAAGAAGAUUGUAGUUAGGGUAGUACAUUAGCAAUUUAUCAAUAGUGAACAAAGCCUCCAUUCUUUUUAAAUCUCUUGUGGCUUACCUAAAGUGACAUUUUGUGUGGAACAUAGUCCUGCAUUAAUUCCAGCAAUUAAAUGUGAUUAUAUCUGCCCUGCUCAAAAUAACAGACAUGCCAACUUAAAAUGGGGAGCUUGAUGAUUAAGUGUACACUUUGUAUAAAUGAAGCAGUUACUACACCUAUCAUGCAAUUAUGCAAUUUUCUCCCUAACUUGUGGGCAACAAAUUGUGAAAGAAUUUUUGCUUGGCUCUCAAUGGAACCCAUUCUAAAUAAAACACACUGACAUUUU
This is a messenger RNA of Carcharodon carcharias (great white shark), 3948 nucleotides long. RefSeq names its product dihydroorotate dehydrogenase (gene dhodh). The record is from RefSeq and is a predicted model, not a curated record. Gene Ontology annotation, cellular component: cytoplasm; mitochondrial inner membrane. The transcript is spliced from 9 exons. Gene Ontology annotation, molecular function: dihydroorotate dehydrogenase activity. NCBI's taxonomy places the organism in Eukaryota, Metazoa, Chordata, Chondrichthyes, Lamniformes, Lamnidae. Gene Ontology annotation, biological process: 'de novo' pyrimidine nucleobase biosynthetic process; pyrimidine ribonucleotide biosynthetic process. Bases 46 to 1311 code for a protein of 421 amino acids.